CUCACCAAACCCCUGCGCUCAUAUGUCAUAUCCCCUCUCUACGUUCUCAACUCUUGUGUCUUGUCUUGUCAUCUCCACCGCCGUAUCGAUCCCUUAUUCUCUUUGCACUCUUCUCCCUCAAAAUCCCUGAUUUGGCAUCUCUUUCUAAUUUCUGAAUAUCCUUUUUCCCUUCUCCGCCCUCUGAUCUCGAGUUCAUACCGAUCGCAUCAAUCGCGACUCUGAAAUCCGCUCUCGCUUUCAGAUUUCACAAGACGUUAGAAAUAUCGCCGGCCACCAACCACUCCAACCAACCCCCGCUAUCUGAAGAUCCCGGCGACCUCGAUCUGAUCCCACCCGGCAACCCUCCAAACUCCCGAUGGCAACCAUUUCCAAGCUCUCCUCCAAUCUUCACCACCCUCUCCUAUCAUCUUCCCAUCCCAACACGCCAUCCUCCUUCCCCAACCUUUCCUUCAUCCCCUUCCACACCCCCAACCGUUCUUCUCCUCCUUCGGCCCUUCUCCGGCUUCGUUUCGCCAUCAAACCCUCGACGCCCUCUUUUCUAGUUAGGUGCUCUGCUUCCGCGGGGAAUGGGAGCCCUACCAAGAGAACUACGCUUCAUGAUCUCUAUGAGCGGGAGGGUCAGAGCCCUUGGUAUGAUAACCUCUGCCGCCCUGUGACCGAUCUCAUCCCUUUGAUUGAGACUGGUGUUAGAGGUGUCACUAGCAACCCAGCGAUUUUCCAGAAGGCCAUCUCAUCCUCCAACGCUUACAACGAUCAGUUCAAGGAGCUUGUACAGUCCGGGAAAGACAUUGAAAAUGCAUAUUGGGAGCUCGUAAUUAAGGAUAUUCAGGACGCGUGCAAGCUCUUUGAGCCUAUUUAUGAUCAAACGGACGGCGCUGAUGGCUAUGUCUCUGUUGAGGUUUCUCCUAGACUAGCUGAUGAUACCCAAGGGACCGUUGAGGCCGCGAAAUGGCUGCAUAAGGUGGUGGAUCGUCCCAAUGUGUACAUCAAGAUUCCUGCUACUGCUGCAUGUGUGCCCUCCAUUAAGGAUACCAUUUCGCUUGGUAUUAGUGUGAACGUGACUCUUAUAUUCUCACUCGCUCGAUACGAAGCUGUAAUUGAUGCUUACUUGGAUGGCCUCGAAGCAUCUGGCCUAAGCGACCUCUCUAGAGUGACGAGUGUUGCUUCCUUCUUCGUAAGUAGGGUGGACACUCUCAUUGACAAAAUGCUGGAGAAGAUUGGAACUCCAGAAGCACUAGAUCUCCGCGGAAAGGCUGCAGUAGCUCAAGCAGCCCUGGCAUAUCAGCUGUACCAGAAGAAAUUCUCUGGACCAAGAUGGGAAGCCUUGGUGAAGAAGGGUGCCAAGAAGCAGAGGCUGCUGUGGGCAUCAACUAGCGUGAAAAAUCCUGCCUACCCUGAUACUCUAUAUGUGGCACCCCUUAUUGGACCAGACACGGUUUCAACCAUGCCUGAUCAAGCACUUCAAGCAUUUGUCGAUCAUGGAACCGUUGGGAGGACCAUCGAUUCCAGUGUGUCGGAAGCUGAAGGGAUCUAUAGCGCGCUGGAGAAGCUGGGCAUUGGUUGGAGCCAGGUAGGAGAUCAGCUGGAGGCAGAAGGAGUCGAUUCAUUCAAGAAGAGCUUUGACAGUCUGCUGGAUACCCUGCAAGAAAAGGCCAACUCCCUUAAGCUGGCUAGCAUGUAAAGUGAAAGUUAGCAGUCAUUGAGUUCUCGUUUGAUGUGGAGGAGAGUUUGUGGUUUUCGGCAAUAAGAACGUCGUCGGGGUUGCAUCAUUGAGGUCGUGGGUUAGGCAUGCGUGGGUAUGCACUAUAUGUUUUCCAAUAAAUGUGUUUAAAUCGAUCAAUAAAUGGUCGUAGCACUUCUGUUCUGUUCUGUUCUGUUCUGUUCUGUUCAUCCUUCCCUUCCCUUUUUUCUUUUCUAAAAUUUGCAAGCGCUAAUGGUGAGUAUGAUUAACCAUAUCCAUAAGAAAUGGACCAGAGUUCAGUUCCGAAUAUCUGUACAGGCCAGGAUCAUAUAUGGUUCUUGGUGCAAUUGUCCUGAACAGCAGAACUUGGGAAAUUGGAUUGCUCUUUUACUGUUUGUGACGACGUGGAAUUGUCACUCACUGAAUUGGAUUGCUUUGAAUUAGUAAGUUGUUGACGAAAGUGUUUUGUAAUGCUAACUGUGG
Molecule: messenger RNA, 2164 nt
Organism: Linum tenue
Lineage: Eukaryota; Viridiplantae; Streptophyta; Magnoliopsida; Malpighiales; Linaceae
Source: the annotation of a GenBank genome assembly